This is a messenger RNA of Gossypium arboreum, 725 nucleotides long. Its product is annotated as zinc finger CCCH domain-containing protein 32-like. NCBI's taxonomy places the organism in Eukaryota, Viridiplantae, Streptophyta, Magnoliopsida, Malvales, Malvaceae. The transcript is spliced from 2 exons. Bases 306 to 599 code for a protein of 97 amino acids. Gene Ontology annotation, molecular function: metal ion binding; mRNA binding. The record is from RefSeq and is a predicted model, not a curated record.
CCGAACCCAGACGUACGGUACUAGAGAGAGAAAGGGGGAGAGUAGAGAGAGAAAGGGGUAGAGAGAGAAGAAAACAAAAAAAGCUCGAAUACAGGGAAUACCAAAGAAUCUCUAUCUCUCUUCUUCUUCCCUUUACUCCCAAAAUUUCCACUAUCGAUCGACCUCUCCCCGAUUAUUCUAGAACCUUCCAUUCUUCUUUUUAGAAUCUUCCAUUUUUUUUCUUAAUUUUUUUCUUCUGUGAACUCGGUAAGGUAUUACCAAGUAUCAGAAGCCGCCCCCCAACAGGAAAAAUAGAACCCGUUUCGAUGGAGUUAUACGGUCGAAACCCGGGACGGAAUGGGUCGCAAUCGGUUCACCAACCCGAAUGGAGCCCCGCCGGUCCCGGAACCGGCCUGGAAGAAUCGAUGUGGCAAUUGUCGUUGAGGGGGGCCGAAUCGUACCCGGAACGGCCCGGGGUACCUGACUGUGUUUACUACAUGCGAACCGGUUUGUGCGGAUAUGGUAGCAGGUGCCGUUACAAUCACCCUCGCAACCGUGCUGCGGUAUAUUCCUUUUAUCGUUUGCUUCAAUUAAUGAGGGUUUUCCUUUUCUUUAUUUGAUUCCGUUGCUGGUUUUUUGCAUUGAACUGAUAUUGAGUUAUGGAAAUAGCAUGUAGAAUGUACAUUGCUGUUGUUGAAUUUGACUGUUAUUGGCGACAGAUGGGGUGUAACUAAGUAUACUUAAUA